Molecule: messenger RNA, 1608 nt
Organism: Octopus sinensis (East Asian common octopus)
Lineage: Eukaryota; Metazoa; Mollusca; Cephalopoda; Octopoda; Octopodidae
Exons: 5
Coding region: 1-1608 (535 amino acids)
Cellular component (GO): cytoplasm
Molecular function (GO): ornithine decarboxylase activity
Source: RefSeq, a predicted model, not a curated record
AUGCCUGCUCGUACAGUAGUGUUUACAAGUGUGAGUGACUGGGGUGUUUAUGUGCAGGAUGUGGCAAGGAGAAUUGCUGUUAUUUCUGGAGAGUGUAAGUUGGAGAUUGACGAGGAUGAAUAUGUGGAUUCAUUUAAGACUGGCUUGAUGGAAGUCACAAAGGCGUGGGCCGGAGGCAUGUCUUUUAGUGCCAUAUGUGAGAUGACGGAUCAUUUUGAGGGAUGUGUGAUUCGCUCUCUUAAGAGUUUGGAAGAACUGUUGAACGAUUUAAUUCGAGUUGCAAAGAAUAUGGGAUGUCUUGAGAUUGAAGAAAAGUUUCAGAAUUACUUUCUUGACCAAAAACCAAUCCAUAGUUUCUGGCAACUCCCCUCUAAAGAACAAUCUGAUGACAAGGAAAAAGAAUUUAUAACGUCUAUUGAUGAAUAUAUCGAAGAUUCAGGAUCCAAUUCGCCAAAAAAUUCGAAUUCUUUUCCAAUAGACCCGAUAGAUUCUUUGAAGGAAAAAAUAUUGCUUUUACAGCAACUGUCAGAGUAUGUUAAUCAAGAAUCGUCAAAUUCCCAGCCAGUUAAUCCUCCGGAUAAUGACAUUACAAAUAGUGUUUAUAAUCAAAUUAGUGAGUUGAAUGACUCAAAUCAAAAUUUAAAAAACGACUCAAAUGAGUUGAAUGAACACAAAAUGUCUCGUGCUCCCUUACAUUCUCAGUUUGAACCAAAAUUCAGUUCAAAAAACAAAAAAAUGCUUCCAACAAUAGAAAAAACAGCUUUAAAGAAUUUGGACCUUAUCAAAGUUUCAAAUAAAAACUGUAACUACAAAACCGACGACAUCAUCUCUGAAGAAUCAAAAAUCUCGAAUUUUUGUCAAUCUACUGAUUUUUUAAUUCAUAAUUUAUAUUUUGACGGAAUAAGUCAGUUUUUACAAAAUCCUAAUACACUGUUGUUUGAGAUUAAAUCAAAUUGGGGAGGUGUGAUUAGCUCAUUCAGUUCUAGUUUCCAUGUGGGCAGUGGAUGUGAGGAUCCGAAGCUGUAUUGGCAUGCUAUAGAAGCUUCUAAAUUUGCUUUUUCCGAAGCUAUGAGAAUCGGUUAUUCUCCAUACUUGCUGGACAUUGGCGGAGGCUUUCCUGGAGCAGAUGACAGUCCUGUUUCAUUUAAGCUGAUUUCUGAGUAUAUAAAUUCGGGACUCGCUACUUUCUUUCCUGGUGGUGACUUUCCAUAUCUCCAAGUCAUUUCUGAACCGGGGAGAUUUUUUGUGGCCUCGGCUUAUACUUUGGUGACUCGAGUUGUCAGUGUUCGGCAGAGCUCUUCUAAAAUGAUGUACUAUCUCAACGAUGGAGUAUAUGGGGCCUUCAAUUGUGUGAUGUAUGACCAUGCUACACUUGCUCCUUUAUGUCAACGGGGCCUGGAUUUUAGUAAAAUGUACAAAUGUGAUUUGUGGGGACCAACAUGUGACAGUAUCGACUGUAUUUGUGAGGGGGUGGAGAUGCCACUGCUUAGUGUGGAUGAUUUGAUUGUCUUCAAGAACAUGGGUGCUUACACUCUUGUUGCUGCGUCCAAGUUUAACGGAAUGAACCGUGCCAAAUGCCUAUACUUGAAUGAUGCCAUUAUCCGCUGA